UUCAGAUUUUGGAAGUAUGACUGGUUCACUUCAAAAAAAGUUAAAUACACACUGGGCGAGGUCUGUUCCUGAUAAACGACUUGCAAUUCAGUUACUUCGAGUCACUCCAUUUAUUUUUACGGCAAGUCGAUCAACUAUGGGUAGCCUUCUUUGUUGUGACGUAGAGGAGCCUUUCGCUGUACUGUCUACAUCUAAUCAAUAUCCUAGGAUCUAUGAUGGUAACUUAUGGAUUAGCGCAAAAUUCAUGUCCUAUGUACGCGACCCUUUACCCAAGUGCAGGUAUAUCUACAAUAUUUGCUUUUCUGCUAGCACGGGUUUAGUCGCCGUAUACGCGUUAUCGAAACAUGCUUUUGGUUAAUUAGAAUUUUGAGCUAUUCUGUUCAGUACCUUGAAGAGAAGAAGGAGCACUUUGCUUUUAUUGAAUCUUUUUCAAUUAUCCAGGAAUUUCAUACCAAUGCAACAGUUUUCUCUCAGAUGAUUGGAGUGACUGAAGCUAUCGGCAACACUAAUAAAAACCCUAUUCUUCCACGUUUACCAGUGCGGAAAAAAGCCAUAUCCAAAAAGAAACGUGUUGGUGUUAAUAAAAAUAAAUGUGACUUUCUCGGACCAUGCUCUAAUAUACCUCCGACAGAAGAUCCUCCCCAACAAUACCCUCCUUUAAGAACGUCGUUUAUUGUUGAUAGCUUGCCUGGUGUUUUCGCUGUUGACAAACCAACAAAUUAUGUGGUCACCAAUUCCUCAACAGUUAUUGAAAAUAAAGAAAAUAUCCCAAUCACAGAAGCUUCAAUGAUGCAUUCAACCUCACCCUUUUCAAAAGACUCAUCACUUUUCAAGGAUCUCUUCGACAGCAACGACGAUUACUCUAUUGAACUUAAAAAUCUCUCCAAUAAUUUUAUGGCUAGUGAAAUAUUAACGCCUUCUGCCAAAUUAUCUCCAAACAAUAAUACGAAUAUAAUCAGUUCCGCAGUAGCACAUUCUCAGGCGUCAGUUUCCGAGUCUCAAGAUAAUAAAUCAUAUUCACCCAGUACUCAGUAUUUUUCUGUUCAGAAUGCAAGCGAUUUCUCAAAUCUGAAAACUUCGAUUUCUUCAGUUACGGAAAUUAACUCAGAUGGACAGAUAACCGACCCACUGCUUGAAUCAACCUGUGGGUUGUGCAAUAAAACUGAUUUAAAAAAUCACUCCAUUGUUUCUAAUACUGACGAACAAAAUAUGAAUGGUCAAAGUGUUGAUGUAACCAUAAACGCAACAUCGCCGACCCUUCAUAAGGAUCCAUCUAUUGUUAAUUGUGUACGGGACUCAGUUGUUCAGUUCGUUCAAGGAAUAAAGAGGAAAUUUUCGCCGAAGGGGACUUGGGUUAAACCACUAAUGGGUCGUAUUCGGAAGCCGAUUUCUGGGAAUGAACUACAGUCUGAUGCUAAGCGUCCACGAAAAUUCGUUUCAACUGAUUCUCCCACUGCUUUGACAUCUGCCAUUACUGUUUCAUCCCCUAUUAUAUCGAGUAUAUCGUUGACAGAUACUAAUAGUUCACUUGGAAAUCCGGGAUUUUCUUCAUACACACUUAAUAGAUCAAAAUCUUGUAAUCCUGUAAAUACUCCCAGUUCCCUGCCGAUAGUUCGUCUGAGAGAACGACAGCGUAAUCCACUGCAUGAAGUAGUUUCCUCCAGUAAUUGUAGCAUUUUAAAAUCAACCUAUUCCACUGAAUCUCCGUCAUGCUCUGUAACUAAUAGUAUAAACAAACAAAAACCACUGAGUAACUGCGAACAAAGGAUUCUUAAAAGUUACAUUGAUUCAAUUAAUGAAAUUCGCCGAAUUCCAGUGAACGAAGACAAUUUUUCAGAAUUAAGGAAAUGUUUUAACUUGUAAAGAAAAUUAUUUUAUUUUAUAUCCUAAUUGAUAUUCUGUAUAUUUCCUAUUUAUUAUCUCUUCUUUUGAAAAGACCAUUUUUCUACCAGACAUAAAUAUAAAUGAUAACAGUAAUGAUUACUAAAGUAAUUAUCAUUGCUCAGAAGUUUACUUGUGGUCUUUUGUAUUACAAAACUACUAUAUGUAUGAUUGAGGAAUGGUGGUAGUGUUCAGACUAUCUUUUGUAUCUUCUCGUUGUUUUCAUGGUAAUACAUGAAAUCCUCAACACAUAUGGUCA
Schistosoma intercalatum is the source of this 2140-nucleotide messenger RNA. The record is from the annotation of a GenBank genome assembly. Lineage: Eukaryota; Metazoa; Platyhelminthes; Trematoda; Strigeidida; Schistosomatidae.